AUGCAGCGCCUUCACCGAUUCUUUCGACGCGUCAGCUCCGGAGGCUCUUCUGCGGGCCCUCAAGCGCAGGUUGCGAUUGCGGAGUCGGCUCAAGCUUCUGGACCGAGUCUGCAAAUUGCAUUGCAGAACCAGACAACCUCUAGCACUGUCUAUGCCUACAUCACAGGUCAAGCGAUUGACCGCGGCAAUGCACUAUUUCUUCUCUCUGCGGACGGGCAAACUCCAUUCUAUCCCACCUCUCCCGGUGCGAUCGGCUCGCCCAUACCACAAAACUGUGCCAUUGCUCUCGGAGCCCCGGGUAACACCGUGACUGUGACAAUACCCCAUGUCGCUGGAGGUCGCAUCUGGUUCUCGAUUGACGCACCUCUGACAUUCCUGCUGAACCCAGGACCGGCGCUGGUUGAGCCGUCCGUCACCAAUCCAUCCGACCCCAACGCCAACACCAACUGGGGCUUUGCCGAGUUCACGUUCAACAGCGACCAACUGUACGCCAACAUCAGCUAUGUCGAUUUCGUCGGCCCACCCAUCGCAUUGACCCUCACGACCCAAAGUGGUGCAACCCAGCAUGUCUCCGGGAUGCCUGCCAAUGGACUGGACACAGUCUGCAAUGGUCUGCGUGCUCAACAAGCCGCCGACGGCAAAGGCUGGGACCAAUUGAUCGUCACCCACAAUGGACAAAACCUUCGAGCCCUCUCGCCUAAUCAAGGGAUGGUGACCAACCCUUCGUUGUUUGCGAACUACUUUGACGCCUACGUGAACCAAGUCUGGCAGAAAUUCACCUCUCAAUCCAUGUCCAUUGACACACAGGCCUCUUUCGGGGUCGCCUCCGCAAAGGUCAGCAGCAACGGCGCUCUGAAUUUCGGAGGUUCGAGCUUUACGAAACCGUCCACCCGAGACAUCUUCAGCUGCUCCACAGGACCGUUCGCCACGGGCUCCAACGCCGAGACAAACGCCAUCAUCCCUCGACUGGCCGCGGCGUUCAAUCGCUCGACCCUGCUCACGGCGAACUCGUUCCCGGCUCCUCAAAGCUCGUAUUACAAGGAUCCCACCACCAAUCACUACUCCCGGAUCGUGCACUCGGCCAACCUGGACGGCAAGGGCUACGCGUUUCCCUACGACGAUGUGCAGCCCAGCGGCGGUGCCGAUCAGAGCGGCGAGGUGCACGCCGGCGAUCCAAUACUGUUCACCGUCACUGUGGGAGGGACAAAUGCGAGCGUCAACCCACCGCCCAAGAAGGAACUGUGA
Fonsecaea multimorphosa CBS 102226 is the source of this 1245-nucleotide messenger RNA. RefSeq lists its product as uncharacterized. The transcript has a single exon. NCBI's taxonomy places the organism in Eukaryota, Fungi, Ascomycota, Eurotiomycetes, Chaetothyriales, Herpotrichiellaceae. Bases 1 to 1245 code for a protein of 414 amino acids. The record is from RefSeq and is a predicted model, not a curated record.